This is a messenger RNA of Cladocopium goreaui, 3741 nucleotides long. The record is from the annotation of a GenBank genome assembly. NCBI's taxonomy places the organism in Eukaryota, Dinophyceae, Suessiales, Symbiodiniaceae.
AUGCCUGCCCCGGCUGCUGGUGGCGGUUGGUCUCAGUCCGCUUUGGGCGUGACUCCUGCUGGAGAGUGGUUGAGGAAUUUGUUGCGCCACACCGAGACUGUGGGUGACAUUCGACUGGCUACUCACAGCUGCAAGGCCACGUUGCUGUCUUGGUGCUCGAAGGUGGGUGUCGAUCACGAUUCCCGUCGGCUUUUGGGAUAUCAUACUGCCUCUUCAGACAAGUCUCUUCUUGUCUAUUCGAGGGACGCGAUGGCCCAACCUUUGAGGGCACUUGUGGCGAUCAUCGAGAAGGUUGUUGCCGGCAGCUUCAACCCUGACACAACACGUUCAGGGAUGUUUGCUCCAGCUGGGGCUGUCGAUGAUGGUUGUUCCAGCUCGGCUUCAUCGAGUUGUGGAUCAGAGGAUGAAGAUGACAAAGAUCUCUUCGAGGAGGAGAAGGCAGUCGAAGAUGUGGCAGGCAAGUGGCAGCCUCCUGAGCACGAGGCCAAUGACGAGGUGGUUUUUGUGAGGCACCUCACUUCCAGGUAUGAGGUCCAGCCUGAUCGGCCAAAGUUCUUCCACCCACUUUGCGGCACCUGCUUCAAGGCCUUCAAUGCAGAAGGCUUGAACACGUUGGGAACUUUUGCAUUUGCGUGUAACUAUGCUCCAGGGGCAGCAGAUGAGAGGCCUUUGGUUACUUUAGCUACCAAUGUGUUGGGAAGUGCACCCUCCACGAAAGAGAUGGCAUGUAUCAGGAGGUUGUUUAGCGAGGCAUACUCCACCAUUGCAGCUGACAUUAGGACAAAGGUCGAGGCUUGUGAUGAGGCUUCAGUGAAGAAGCUUGCACCUGCAGAGAGAUCUCAGCGUUUAAAAGAUCAACAGGUUAGGCUGGCCGGUCUUGACCUGAGAGGGAACUAUGAGCCUGGGGACUCGCUUGUCGAUCGUGCAGUGGCAGCUUAUGAGUCCGACCGUGUCAUUUACAUAACAUGGGAUGUUUGUGUGUCUCGUGACCACGAGAUUGUUACAGGAACAAAGAAGGAUGCCAACCUCAGUUUCGACUCUUCAGGCACUUUGAAGCUGACCAAGCGAGACCAGGUGGAGCCUUGCAGUACCGCCAAUGAGAUGCAGGUGCGCUACUGUUUGAUUCGUAGGGGUUUGGCACUGGACCAGGCGAAUAUCAUGUGUUUCAAGCUUCAUGAUCGUUUGGCAGAGAAGUUGAUGAAUGCCCGCAUGGAAGAACCACCUGCAGGUUGUGUGAAGCUCAGUUUGAAACAGAUCGAGACAGCUGAUAAGAAGUUUUGGACUCUCAUGGCAGAAAAGACUCGUGAUGGAAUCAAGUCGUCUCCUGCUGGACGCCCAUGUGAUUUGAACUUUGAUGCAUGUUUGGAUAGUCCUGAGCUUUUGAACUUGCUUCAGCACCGUUUUGCACCACCUGCAGCAGUUGCUGGCCCAUCCAAGACCAAGCCGGCUGAUGAGCCCAGGCCCAAGAAGCCGAGGACCGAUUUUCAGAGUGCAAAGGGUGCUACGAAAGGGAAUUUCAUGAGGGUCCCAAGCGAUCUUUUGAGCUUGGGUUGUGUUGCCACGACCACCAAAGGCCAUAGGCUAUGUUUCGAUUACAAUUUGAAGAGAUGCAAGCUUCCUGUGAAAGAUCAGCGUUGUGGAAAGGGAUUGCAUUUAUGUGCUGUGAAGGGCUGUCAGAAGAUGCACAUGGCAGUUGAUUGCCCCAACAAGGGGAGUGCGGCGCGGGAGCAGAUGGUUUUCAUUGAGUUGUGCGCUGGCAGUGCUGUUUUGAGCGCUGUUGCGCAGAGACAUGGCUAUAGGGUUCUUCCAGUUGACUGCAAGCGGAACAGGCACAAGCCGCGAUGCCGCAUUGUUUCAUUGGACUUGGCUGAGGAUCAUGCAUGGGAAGUGUUGGAAUACAUUGUCAGCACAUGUGACGUUGCAGCAGUGCAUCUGGCGCCUCCUUGUGGAACUUGCAGUAAAGCGAGGGGUAUACCCAUGCCGGACGGAACACCUGGACCUCAGCCAUUACGUUCUGAUGAUUAUCUGCUAGGGGUGCCUGACAUGUCCCCCUCCGACCGGGUGAAAGUGGAUGCGGCCAACAGGUUGUACAAAAGAAUGGGCAGAUUUAUCGAGUGGCUUGACGCCAGAGGUAUUGCAUGGGUUGUGGAGAAUCCUACAAAUAGCUUUCUUUGGCAAUUGGGUUACUUUGCAUAUGCUGUCGCACAUGGACACUUUGCUCAUUGCCAUGCUUGCGCGUUUGGCAGCGAGAGGCCGAAAAAGACUUCUUUCUUGAGCAAUAGGAAGAACAUCCUCAUGAUGCAACGUUUUUGUGAAGAUGUCGAACCUCAUGAACAUGCGCCAUGGGGAGUUUCUGCAGACGGUGGUUUUGCUACAGCUUUGGAGGCCCAGUAUCCAGACGCCAUGUGUGAGCAGUUGGUUAAGUUUGUGGAUGAGUUGUGUGUUGAAAAGGGUGUCAAGUUGAUGCCUUCGUGCCUCUUUGAACACUUGACCCGAUCCCCUAUGGACAUUGUCAAGAUGCGGAUUCACAGGAUUACUGCUAUGGACUUGAAGUCCGCCUACAAGCAGCUUCCCUUGAGCCCUCUGGACUUUGAUAAGUCCGUUGUUUCUUUGUGGAGUGCUGAGGAGCGGGAUGUGCGGUGCUUCGAGUGCCACGUCCUCCCCUUUGGAGCUUCCGCGAGUGUGCACAAUUUCCUGCGCAUUAGCGCCUUCUUGCAAGCAGCUGGAUGUUAUCUUGGCAUCAUAUGGAUGAGCUAUUUUGAUGAUUUUCCGAUGCUGUCUCAUGGCUUGCAUGUUGGUUCUACUCUUGCGUGUGCAAAGGGGCUGAUGUCCCUCUUUGGCUUUGUGUACUCCGAGGAGAAGCUCCAACCAUUUGCACGCAGUUCAGAAAUUCUUGGAGUUGUGUUUGACUUGAGCCGUAGUGCAGAAGGCUGUGUGGCGAUUUCAAAUAAACCUUCAAGGGUUGAAGAGCUUGAUGACGCCUUGGUCAAAAUCCUCAGUGAUAAGUUUGUCAUCCCGACAUCGAUGCCAUCAGUGUUGGGGAAGCUUCAAUACGCAGACUCGCAUGUUUGGGGAAGAGCGGGACGCUUGGCUCUCGCAGACUUGCGGGAGUUGGGCCACACGUCCCCAGCCAGAGUUCCGCUUGAAGAUUCUCAGCUGAAGGCAUUCCGGGUGCUCAAAGAUCGGCUGUGCUCUGGCCGGCCGAAACCCUUUGUUGCUGAUGACAUGCAGCGGCCAGUUCUGAUCUUUACGGAUGGUGCCUUGGAGUACGAUGGUGACGUGCCCAAGGCCACUAUCGGUGGUGUUUGCUUGAGACCUGAUGGAGAGUGUGAGGUCUUUGGUGCAGCGGUCCCCGACCGUGUUUUGAAGAGCUGGCAGGAAGGCGGAAAGAUUCAUGUGAUUGGCUUGGUCGAAUUGUAUGCUUGCGUUGUCUCGCUCCUACAUUGGAAACCUGACGUGGCGUCGAGACGCGUCAUUCUCUUUGUUGACAAUUGGCCGGCACUUGAUGUUCUUGUGAAAGGCACGUCUCUUCAACGUGAGUGGAGAGACCUGCUCUUGCUUCUUGAAGAUCCGCUGGAAGAUAAUUUCAUGUUGUGGGUCGCUCGUGUGCCUUCAGCAUCAAAUGUGGCAGACCACCCGAGCAGAGGGUCGACAAAAGAGCUUGAGUUCUUGAAACCUUUCAAAUGCGUCGAGCCUCUUUGCCCUAUGACGAAACUCCUUCUCGAGUCCACGAUAUGCUAA